UUAACGAAAAGGCAAAACUUUAUUUAAAAAUCUGAAGAAAAAAAAAAAGAGAGUAAAAAGAUAAUGCCCUUUUUCUUCUGCAACCUUCCUCGUUUCUUCAAUUCUCCAUCUCCUUCUUUAACUCUCUCUCCUCUCUCGUUUUCCUCUCCACCUCACUGCAGUUAUCUCUUUCUGUCAGUUUUCCCCAUUUCUUUUCCCAUUCCCAAGAAACCCCACUGAGAAAAAUUACUCAGAAUUCGAUUUUAAGCCUUGUGGUCAUGCUUUCCAGAGUUGGGAACGUCGUUUGGAUGGAAAAUCGAGAGGACGAAGACUCGAAUUCAUGGACUAAAACCAAUAACGCCACCACCAACGGCGAGAACCCUCUCAAUCCCGGCAAUUGUGUUCUUAUGGAGAAUAAGGACGAAAUGAGCUCUCUCUCCACCUUCAAAUCCAUGCUCGAGGUUGAAGACGACUGGUGCAUCACUGGAAACUCCCUCCAUAACCACGGCGACAUCAAUGACAUUACCUUCUCAGAUAAUCUGUUGCUUCCCACUGGAGAUUCUUCCUCUUCUUGUUCCCCUUCUUCCUCUGUGUUCAACAACAUCGACCCAUCUCAAUUGCGAUUCUUUUUACCCCCGAAUCGGGCUCUGUCUUCGCUCCACAAGGUCAUUUCUAACAACCCUUUAGAGCACGGCUUCGAUUUGGGGGCAGAGGUUGGAUUUCUUGACGUCCAAGCUUCGAAUGCUUCGGCUCUGCUCAACAAUGGAGGUGGGUUAUUAACUGGGUUUACUGAUUUAAGCCCAACUAGCCAUAUGAACACUCCUAAUUUGUGCUUAGGCUCUCAAUUAACAGCCCCGAACGUGCCCCAAUUGUCUGAAAAUUGUUCGGGGCUAGCGGGAUUUCAGAGUUUCGAUGAGAAUUUGGGGAAUGCUCUGCUUCUGAAUCGGUCUAAGCUGUUGAGACCACUUGAAUCUUUUCCCUCGGUGGGAGCGCAGCCGACUCUUUUCCAGAAGAGGGCGGCUCUUAGGAAAAAUUUGGCCGAUAAUGGAAGCAAUUUGGGGGUUCUGAGCCCCGACGGCGGCUGGUUUUCCAACAGGAUUGAAGGGAAAAAUGAAGUGGGGGAUGAAAAUGGGAAGAAGAGAAAAAUGAUUUAUGCAGACGAUUUGCAAGAUACAAGCAUCGACACAUCCCAUUUCAAUUACGAUUCCGACGACUUUACUGAGAACAAUAAUAACACUAAGUUGGAUGAGAAUGGUAGAAACGCCGGCAACACCUCGAACGCGAACAGUACGGUGACCGGCGGCGGCGACCAGAAGGGGAAGAAGAAAGGACUUCCGGCGAAGAAUUUGAUGGCUGAGAGGCGCCGGAGGAAGAAGCUCAAUGAUAGGCUCUACAUGCUGAGGUCCGUUGUUCCCAAAAUCAGCAAAAUGGAUAGGGCUUCAAUUCUUGGGGAUGCAAUUGAAUACUUGAAGGAACUACUGCAAAGGAUCAAUGACCUCCAUAAUGAGUUGGAAUUUACCCCUUCUGGGACUGCGUUGACGCCGAGCACGAGCUUUCACCCCCUGACUCCGACUCCGCCGAGCCUCUCGAGUCGUAUCAAGGAGGAGCUUUGUCCUAGCUCAUUUCCCAGUCCUAGUGGCCAACCUGCAAGGGUCGAAGUUCGGGUACGAGAAGGACGUGCAGUAAACAUACACAUGUUCUGCAGUCGUCGACCCGGCCUCCUGCUCUCCACAGUUAGGGCAUUAGAUAAUCUUGGGUUGGACAUCCAGCAAGCUGUGAUUAGCUGCUUCAAUGGUUUUGCUAUGGACAUUUUCCGAGCCGAGCAAUGCAGCGAAGGCCAGGAUGUCCAUCCUCAGCAGAUAAAAGCAAUACUAUUGGAUUCAGUUGGUUUCAAUGGUGCGACAUAGAUUUCUGUGAGACAAGUAAAUAAUGCCUGUACUGAAAAUGACUCCAUUGUUGGCUCGGAAGUAAAAACUUCCUGUUCGUAAAGAAUUAUGCACUGACUUGAUGAUGAGAUUAUUAUCACAAUUUUAAGUUCCGGUUUGUGUAGCUAUUCCAUGUUUCGAACUUGGGAAUAUUCGCAAAGGGUAUUAUGUUAGCAAUUUUUCGAACAUAAUUUGAUGGUCAACCUUAUGAAUCAUCCACUUCUCGAAAAGACCAGAUAAUUUCAGUUGUGUUUUCAUCUGUUUUUUUCAA
Molecule: messenger RNA, 2175 nt
Organism: Momordica charantia (bitter melon)
Lineage: Eukaryota; Viridiplantae; Streptophyta; Magnoliopsida; Cucurbitales; Cucurbitaceae
Product: transcription factor ICE1
Biological process (GO): regulation of DNA-templated transcription
Cellular component (GO): nucleus
Molecular function (GO): protein dimerization activity; sequence-specific DNA binding; DNA-binding transcription factor activity
Source: RefSeq, a predicted model, not a curated record